AUGGGCGCAGAUGGCAAAAUGAUCAACAAUACUGGCCUAAAAACUGUAGAAUCAAAUAAAUGUACGAAGUUAAACUGCGACGAACAAGAAAUUCCACCCAUUCAUUGCUGUCCGGUAUGUGUCAACGUUAACUUCUAUGAACAAGCUAAUUCUUGUGAUCCGAAUGCCAUUUGCAACAACAGCAAUUACGGAGCAGAAUGCCAAUGCAAAAUGGCCCUAAGAGUUAUCUCAUUUUUUUAA
This is a messenger RNA of Brugia pahangi, 240 nucleotides long. Lineage: Eukaryota; Metazoa; Nematoda; Chromadorea; Rhabditida; Onchocercidae. The record is from the annotation of a GenBank genome assembly.